UCCCCCCGCACACGCCCCCAGCACCUGGAAACGACGGCGGAGCGGCUGAGCCUAGCGACUGGUUUCAUGGCCGCCCCAAAGAAGGCAGUUGUGGGGCCGUUGGUGGGGGCAGUGGUCGAGGGGACUAACUCCUCCCGCUUUCUGGUUUUCAAUCCAAAAACAGCGGAGCUCCUUAGUCACCAACAAGUAGAAUUUACACAAGAGUAUCCAAAAGAAGGAUGGGUGGAACAAAACCCGAAGGAAAUCAUCCAGUCCGUCUACGAGUGCAUAGAGAGAACGUGUGCGCAGCUUAGCGAACUGAGUGUUGAUGUAGCCGACAUAAAAGCCAUCGGUGUCAGCAACCAGAGGGAAACCACUCUGAUUUGGGACAAGUUCACCGGAGAGCCGCUCUACAAUGCGGUGGCGUGGCUCGACCUCCGCACCCAGUCCACCGUGGAGACGCUCAGUAAGAAAAUCCCGGGAAAUAACAACUUCGUCAAGUCCAAGACAGGCCUUCCCCUUAGCACUUACUUCAGUGCCGUGAAAGUUCGCUGGCUUCUUGACAAUGUGACAACAGUUCAAAAGGCUGUUGAGGAAGGGAGAGCUCUUUUCGGGACCAUUGAUUCGUGGCUCAUCUGGAAUAUGACAGGAGGAGUCAAUGGAGGUGUCCACUGCACCGAUGUGACAAAUGCAAGCAGGACGAUGCUGUUCAACAUUCAUUCUUUGGAAUGGGAUAAAGAGCUCUGCGACUUUUUUGAAAUUCCGAUGAGCAUUCUUCCAAAUGUCUGCAGUUCUUCUGAGAUCUAUGGCAAAAUGAAAGCUGGGUCCUUAGAAGAUGUACCAAUAUCUGGGUGUUUGGGGGACCAGUCUGCUGCACUAGUGGGACAAAUGUGCUUCCAGGAAGGACAAGCCAAAAACACGUAUGGAACAGGUUGUUUCUUACUGUGUAAUACAGGUCGUAAGUGUGUAUUUUCUGAUCAUGGUCUUCUGACCACAGUGGCUUACAAAUUAGGUAAAGACAAGCCAGUAUGCUAUGCGCUGGAAGGUUCUGUUGCUAUAGCUGGUGCUGUUAUUCGCUGGCUCAAAGACAAUCUCGGAAUUAUAGAGACCUCAGAAGAAAUUGAAAAACUUGCUAUAGAAGCAGGUUCUUCUUUUGGCUGCUACUUCAUCCCAGCCUUUUCGGGGUUAUAUGCACCUUAUUGGGAUCCCAGUGCAAGAGGGAUCAUCUGUGGUCUCACUCAGUUCACCAAUAAAAGUCAUAUUGCUUUUGCUGCAUUAGAAGCUGUUUGUUUCCAAACUCGAGAGAUUUUGGAUGCCAUGAACCGCGACUGUGGAAUUCCACUCAGGCAUUUGCAGGUAGAUGGAAAAAUGACCAACAACAAAAUUCUUAUGCAACUACAAGCAGACAUUCUGCACAUUCCAGUAAUAAAACCCAUUAUGCCUGAAAUAACUGCUCUGGGAGCCGCCAUGGCAGCAGGAGCUGCAAAAGGGGUGGACAUUUGGAGUCUUGAACCUGAGGAUCUGUCAGACAUUGUAAUGGAACGGAUUGAGCCACAGAUAAAUGCCAUGGAAAGUGAAAGUCGUUAUUCUACAUGGAAGAAAGCUAUGCAGAAGUCAAUGGGUUGGGUUACAACUCAGUCUACUGAAAAUGGUGAUUCUCCUGCCUUCUCUAGUCUGCCCUUGGGUUUUUUCAUAGUGAGUAGCAUGAUAAUACUAAUUGGAGCAAGGUACAUCUCAGGUAUACCAUAA
Molossus molossus (Pallas's mastiff bat) is the source of this 1728-nucleotide messenger RNA. RefSeq names its product glycerol kinase 2 (gene GK2). Lineage: Eukaryota; Metazoa; Chordata; Mammalia; Chiroptera; Molossidae. The record is from RefSeq and is a predicted model, not a curated record. The transcript has a single exon. Bases 67 to 1728 code for a protein of 553 amino acids. Gene Ontology annotation, cellular component: mitochondrion. Gene Ontology annotation, molecular function: glycerol kinase activity. Gene Ontology annotation, biological process: glycerol-3-phosphate biosynthetic process; glycerol metabolic process; triglyceride metabolic process.